UGCCCUCCUCUGGCUGGGAGGUGUUAGCAGCAUUACCCAAGGCUCCCCGGAGUAACUGGAAUCGUUUCUGCCGGAGGAGACGCUCCACAGCCUGGGCUCUGUGCACCUGGGGUGGCAGCAGCCGGAGUGAGCGUGGGGGUUCUGGAACAUCCACCUGUCCUGCCUUGUUUCUGAGUUAAAGGAAAGAAGUUGAGGCCUGAAGAGCUACGAUGGCGGUCAACAAGGGCCCCACCUUGCUGGAUGGAGAGCUCCCCGAACAGGAGAACGUGCUCCAGCGCGUCCUGCAGCUGCCAGUGGUGAGCGGCACCUGUGAGUGCUUCCAGAAGACCUACACCAGCACCAAGGAAGCCCACCCGCUGGUGGCCUCUGUGUGCAAUGCCUACGAGAAGGGCGUGCAGGGCGCCAGCAGCCUGGCAGCCUGGAGCAUGGAGCCCGUGGUCCGCAGGCUGUCCACCCAGUUCACGGCUGCCAACGAGCUGGCCUGCCGAGGCCUGGACCACCUGGAAGAAAAGAUCCCAGCCCUCCAGUACCCUCCUGAGAAGAUCGCCUCUGAGCUGAAGGACACCAUCUCUACCCGUCUCCGAAGUGCCAGGAACAGCAUCAGCGUGCCCAUCGCCAGCACUUCGGACAAGGUCCUGGGGGCCGCUCUGUCCAGCUGUGAGCGUGCCUGGGGGGUAGCCAGAGACACUGCCGAGUAUGCCACCCACACCCGAGCUGGCCGGCUGGCCUCUGGAGGUGCCGACUUGGCCCUGAGUGGUGUUGAGAAGGUGGUAGAGUUCCUCCUCCCUCCAGCCAAGGAAGAUUCAGCCUCUGCUCCAGGGCAUCAGCAGGCCCAGAAGCCUCUCAAGGCCCAGCAGAGCCUCGUGAGCAGGGUUGGGGCCCUGGCCAACACCCUCUCUCGACACACCUUCCAGACCACAGCGCAGGCGCUGAAGCAGGGCCACGCCCUGGCCAUGUGGAUCCCGGGUGUGGCACCCCUGAGCAGCCUGGCCCAGUGGGGUGCCUCAGCCGCUGUGCAGGUGCUGUCCCGGCGGCAGAGUGAGGUGCGUGUGCCCUGGCUGCACCACCGCACGGCCUCCCAGGAGGAGGACCGCGAGGACCAGACGGACACAGAGGGGGAGGAGACGGAGGACGAGGAAUCAGAGAUGGAGGAGAACAAGCUCAGCGAGGUGGCAGCCCUGCCCAGACCGCAAGGCCUCCUGGGCAGUGUGGCGCACACGCUGCAGAAGGCCCUCCAGAGCACCAUCGCCGCGGUGACCUGGGCACCGUCGGCUGUGCUGGGCACGGCAGUGAGGGUGCUGCACCUCACGCCGGCCCACGCUGUCUCCUCCACCAAGGGGAGAGCCAUGUCCCUUUCAGAUGCCCUGAAGGGUGUUACUGACAACGUGGUGGACACGGUGGUGCACUACGUGCCGCUCCCCAGGCUGUCGCUGAUGGAGCCCGAGAGCGAAUUCCGGGACAUCGACAACCCGCCGGCCGAGGCCGAGGGCCGGGAUGAGGAGCGCAGGGCGUCCGCAGCGCCGCCCGCCAGCCCCGAGCCCGCUUCGCGCCCCGCGCCGCCCCGCGGCGGCCUGCGCAGCGCGCGGGGCCCGGGGCCCGACGGCAGGGGGGAAGGGCCCGCCGCGCCCCGCGCCGCCUUCCCGGCCGGGCCCCGCGAGAAGCCGGCGCGCCGGGUCAGCGACAGCUUCUUCCGGCCCAGCGUCAUGGAGCCCAUCCUGGGCCGCGCGCAGUACAGCCAGCUGCGCAAGAAGAGCUGAGCCGCCCGGCAGACGGAACCCUCCCGUCCAGGGGAGCGCUGGCUUCUGCAAAGUCGUCGCCUUGGCCCGAGCCCCGUUCCCCCCGUGCCUCUCAGGCGCGCGGCACCUGUAGCAUCCUCUCUGGGCUCCGCUGUCAGAGCCCAUUUUUAAGAAGCAUCAGGGCAGCAUCCGCUUUGAUUGUAUGCUUUGUUUUUUUUACCAAAAGAUUGACUAACUUAAUCUCUCGCUUCUCUAACCAAAGUUGUGGCCAGAUGACAAAUUUGACUGCUUCAAAAACUUAGGUCCUUUCUCUGUAGACAGGUAUUUGCCACCAGUGAGUAACGUGUGUCCACUCUAAGGGUCCCACGGGAGGUCCCGACACACUUUUUAAACCUCAGGGGUUUUUUAAAGCUCAGGGGUUCCCCAAAUUAUCCCGGCUGUCGCCCGACUGCUCUGAAAGAACAACAGUCAGAUGCAGCAGCUCUUGUGUGUUCAUGGAAACUAUCAGCGUCACUUUCUGAGAUCCCGGUGCCCUCCACAGGCGGGGCCCGGCCUGUGCUCUGUAGCGCCGCCUUCUGGCCCGUAGCAUCCUCACUGCCUUCCACCCGCGUAGUCCCCCUUCGUUCGUCUUUUGAUUGCCGGCGCCCCAGUGCUGGGGACAGCAGUGACCGUUCACCUUACAAAGCCUAUCCUGUAUAGACCGUAUGUAUGGGCUCUAUAGGCACAGUUCAUUUCAAGCCCCACUUUUUAAAAUUCUAACAUUUGGUAAAUCUAGGAAUUGCAUACCUAUCAGUUUAAAACUUGUGUGUCUUCCUCCCUGAGUUCCCGGCUUCCCCUUCACAGAAACAACCAAGAUGGCAGGCUCUUGUAUAUCCUCCCGGUUACCGGCUGUGCGUGUGCAAGUACGUGUGUAUAUACUCUCCACUUUGUGUACACAAGCUGUGGGCUGUUAUACUGCUUUCUUAUUUAACAAUACAUCUUAGAGAUCUUUUUGUAUCUGCA
Manis javanica (Malayan pangolin) is the source of this 2738-nucleotide messenger RNA. RefSeq names its product perilipin 1 (gene PLIN1). Gene Ontology annotation, biological process: lipid metabolic process. The record is from RefSeq and is a predicted model, not a curated record. Gene Ontology annotation, cellular component: lipid droplet. NCBI's taxonomy places the organism in Eukaryota, Metazoa, Chordata, Mammalia, Pholidota, Manidae.